Molecule: messenger RNA, 1127 nt
Organism: Schistosoma bovis
Lineage: Eukaryota; Metazoa; Platyhelminthes; Trematoda; Strigeidida; Schistosomatidae
Source: the annotation of a GenBank genome assembly
AGAAAGGUGGCUAUAAUUACAGGUAAAUGUGGUAUUUUAAUGCUGCAUCUGCUAGCGAAAUGCUUACCUUAAAACUAAUGGGCUAAGCACUUGUUACAGUAUUACGAAACUUUAUGUUACGAUAAGACUUGUUGCUAUUUGUGACAUUCUGAUUCCCCCAUCUUUCUGUGUUGUACCAUAUUAUCUAUAGUAACAAAACACCUACCGGCCUCCAUGCUCAUCUUUUGUUUGGACUCACUAAGGUCCUUGGCAAUCUCAACCCUGUAAGUGUGAAAAUGUGGGGGUUUUCGUCACAACAUUCAAGUCAAGUGAACAUACUACUGCACAGCUCCGGACGGCUGUCAGUGUCUUCUGUAGAAUAUGGUGGAGCAAGUUCAGGAAUCGGAAGAGCGACAGCUAUUUUGUUUGCAAAACUGGGAGCGUGUGUUGCUUUGGUUGCUCGGGAUAAGUCACGAUUGGAAGAAACUCGACAAGCAUGCAUCCAAAUAUCUCACCCUGACGUUUAUGAAAAGCACAAAGAGCCUUUUUUGUGUAUUGAGGCUGAUUUGGCUGAACCAUGUGAAGUUGAGAAAGCAUAUCGAUUGGCAAUAAAUCACUUUCACCAACUUGAUAUAUUGGUAAAUAACGCAGGAUAUAUGAUAAGAGAUACUGUCGAAAGCUUUAAUGCUACUGAAUAUGAACACAUAAUGAAAGUGAAUGUAACUGCUGCGAUUACCUUAACUAAUUUGGCUAUCCCAGAUCUUGCUGCUUCCAAAGGCUCCAUCGUCAAUGUAUCUAGUGUCUGUGGAAAACGUUCAUUUCCUGGAGUAAUGUCUUAUUGCAUUAGCAAAGCAGCGUUGGACCAAUUCACUAAAUGUACUGCAUUAGAUUUAGCUCCAAAAGGAAUCCGAGUAAAUAGUGUCAACCCAGCAGUUAUUGUCACUGAACUGCAUCGUCGAUCUGGAAUGUCUGAAAAUGACUAUGAGAAGUUUCUUUCAAGAGCCAACGAAACACAUGCUCUCGGACGAACCGGAACUGUGGAAGAAGUGGCUCAAGCAAUAGCUUUCCUUUCGAGUUCUGCUUCUUCCUUCACUACUGGUAAUUUGCUAAUGGUUGAUGGUGGUCGAUCUAUCAUGUGUCCACGCUAA